Molecule: messenger RNA, 701 nt
Organism: Thlaspi arvense
Lineage: Eukaryota; Viridiplantae; Streptophyta; Magnoliopsida; Brassicales; Brassicaceae
Source: the annotation of a GenBank genome assembly
AAUACCUCUAUACUCACACUCACUUACAUAAUCUACCUAUAUAUAUCCAUAACAUGUAGCCUUUGUGUUCUACUUCCUUCUUUAUAACUAAGUAAGCUUGGAGGGAGUUUCUUUUUUUUUCUUAUAAGGGAUUACGCUUGGAUUGAGUUUCUAAGGAUGUCUAUGUCAGUGGAGAUAAGAGUUCCAAAUUUGGAUUGUGAAGGCUGUGCUUCUAAGCUUAGGAAGACUCUGCUCAAGAUCAAAGGAGUGGAAGAAGUGGAAGUAGAGAUGGAAAGCCAAAAAGUGACGGCUCGAGGAUACCGGUUAGAGGAGAAGAAGGUAUUGAAAGCGGUACGACGGGCCGGUAAGGCGGCUGAACUGUGGCCAUACCGGUUAGGUAAUAGCCACUUUGCAUCUUUCUAUAAAUAUCCUUCUUAUGUGACCAACCACUAUUACUCCGAUGCACAUCGUACCGAUCUCACCGGUGGUAUUCACACUUUCUUCCACACUCCGGCCGUUUACUCCGUUGCGGUGGCCGGUGAUGAGAUCGCGGCUUCAAUGUUUAGCGAUGAUAAUCCACAUGCUUGUACCAUUAUGUAAUCCAUUUUUCUACAUAUACAUAAAAAUAUGUUUUCUUUGCCCCUUUUUCAUAACCGAGUGAUCCCAAACACCAAAUCGAAACGGGAACUAAUACUAGUUGUAAUAUUUCUAUAUAAUUCAUA